UUAUAUAGCAAUUCAGUUGUAUUUAUAUUUUUAAAAAAUAUACAAUAUUGAUUUUUGAGCAUUAAUUUGCUUGACAUAAUCUGAAAUAGAUGCAGCUUACACAAACUUCUUUACGUGAUGUGUCUUAAAUCGAUUUCUUGGCAGUAUUUUAUGUCCAAUAUGCAGCAUGUGCAACAAAACUAAUUUAUUAUAAGGUUACACUCAAAAACCAGUUAAGCACUCUCUUUGAAGUUUCCGGCUUAACUAGAAAGGAAAUAAGGAAAAUUCUUCCCGGAUCAUUUGCACUUUUUGGUUUUUGCUCAAAUUAGGGAAAUGUUAGCAUAUUGCAGCCUUUGAUAGAGAUAAAAUCUUACCUUAUUUUUGAUAUUUUAAACACAAUCUUAUACGAGAAAUUUUUCAGUGUUGCCGUUAUCAAAGAAUUUAUUAAGAAUUAUGUACCAAAAAAUAUUAAAUGUUUAAAUAAUGAUGUUGCAGAUGGAGGCAGUAAGAAGCUCUGGCAGCUUCUGGAUUGCGAUCCAUCAGAUAUGCUAAAGAGAUUCCGGGAGUCAGUACCGUGACAGCAAAUGAUAGAUCCGAAACUGCGGUGGAAGAUAUUAAACAAAAUAUUAAACUGAAUGAAGUGGAUCAUACUGUCAUACCAAAUUGUGAAGAUGCUGUGCUAUUGAUGUAUAAGCAUAGAAGUUUCCAAAAUCAGUUUCAUGUAGUCGAUUUGGAUCCUUAUGGGAGUCCUUCGUCUUUUCUUGAUGCUGCUGUGCAGUGCAUUUCUGACAAAGGUCUGCUGUUGGUGACUUGUACGGAUACAGCAAAUUUGUGUGGACGCUUCAGAAGAAAGUGUCAUGCCAUUUACGGAUCGCUCUCACUUCGAAUGUCGAGCUGCCACGAGAUGGCACUAAGAAUAAUUCUUCGGAGUAUCGAACUUCAUGCCAAUCGCUAUGGUCGUCACAUAAUGCCACUUGUCUCCGUGCAUGCAGAUUUCUACAUUAGGGUAUUCGUAAAAGUCUGCAAGAGCCCUAACAAUGCAAAUAAAAGCAUAGAAAAAUUGGCAAUGGUUUAUAAUUGCACUGGUUGUGGAACCUUUCAUUUGCAACAUUUGUCAGAGACCAUGGAUGGAGAGGAAAUUCCUGUGUUGCCGCAACCACCUCCAGCAUUGUGUGAGCAUUGUGGAUGCAAGUUUCAGUUGGCGGGACCAAUUUGGACAGAUAAUCUCCACGAUAAAGAUUUUGUUGGUGAACUUUUGAAGACCGUGAAAAGUGAAAAGAAUAAUUACGGCACAACCGAAAGAAUGAUAGGCAUUCUUUCAGUCAUUUCCGAGGAACUAGAUAAUUGUCCUCUGUAUUAUCGUUUACCACAUUUGCUAUCUGUCAUUGCCUCCUCUCAGCCAAGUCUCUUCACAUUCAGGUCUGCAUUACUAAAUGCCGGCUACCGAGCUUCUCUAUCUCACACCUGUAGAGAUUCACUAAAGACGGAUGCCCCGAGCGAGGUCAUCUGGGACGUGGUGAGAAGUUGGGCAAAACUAAACCCAGUUAAGAGAGAUAUAACUGGUACUCCAGGAGAAGCCAUACUCAAGAAAAACAUUAAUACACCGAUAAAUUUUGAUCCUCAUCCGGAAGCGGAGCCGUUGUCUAGAUCUCUGAAACUUGUGAGAUUUCAGCAUAAUCCCAAACCUCACUGGGGACCAAAAACCAAAAUUAAACAAAGGAAAAAAGACAAAAGUUGAAUAUCGUAGAACAUGAGUCAGUCAUUAAGAAUAAUGAUUUCCCAGUAAGUGCUUCUGUAGCAAGGAUAUGUUGUGGCAUUUAACGAGUCGCAAAAUGCAGAGAUUCCACUGACGUCACCUCUUUUUAAACCCAUACUUUUUCCGCUCAUAAAACAGAUCGGUCUUCGAGCUUCCUA
This is a messenger RNA of Centruroides sculpturatus (bark scorpion), 1893 nucleotides long. Its product is annotated as tRNA (guanine(26)-N(2))-dimethyltransferase-like. Bases 665 to 1717 code for a protein of 350 amino acids. Gene Ontology annotation, cellular component: nucleus. Gene Ontology annotation, biological process: tRNA N2-guanine methylation. The record is from RefSeq and is a predicted model, not a curated record. Lineage: Eukaryota; Metazoa; Arthropoda; Arachnida; Scorpiones; Buthidae. Gene Ontology annotation, molecular function: RNA binding. The transcript is spliced from 14 exons.